Molecule: messenger RNA, 6666 nt
Organism: Carassius gibelio (silver crucian carp)
Lineage: Eukaryota; Metazoa; Chordata; Actinopteri; Cypriniformes; Cyprinidae
Product: disabled homolog 2-interacting protein
Exons: 14
Coding region: 1222-4395 (1057 amino acids)
Biological process (GO): regulation of GTPase activity
Source: RefSeq, a predicted model, not a curated record
UAACAGUAAAGACAUUUUAAUGUUAAAGCUGUCUGCUUUAAAUAAUUCAUUUCAAGUUUUUUAAAUAAAUAAUACUUUUAACCAUUAUUUUAUAAUGGUUUCCAUAAAAAAUAUAGCAGCACAGCUGUUUUCGGUAAUGAUAGUAAUGAGAAAUGUUCCUUGAGAUAAAUUAAUGAGAUAAAUUAGCAUAUAAGAAAGAUUUCAUAAGGAUCAUGUGACACUGAAGACUGAAUUAAUGAGUGUUGAAAAUACAGCUUUGCCGUCAGGAAUAAAUUGCAUUUUAAAAUAUAUUCAACUGGGAGGUAAGGGGGUGCUUUAGAGUAUUUUUGAACAACAAGAGACUUUUAAAAUUACAAAAGUCCUACUGACAUUAACCCUUAAAACAUAUUUCGUUUUCAUUCUCCCAACUGUUAGCUUAGAGUUAAAAAAAAGCUUUAUCACAAGCAGGCUCAGACCUGCUGUGAACAUUUCAGACUGUUUACUUGCUGAUUUCUGAGCUUAAGUCUAGAAGAUGACUGUUGACAAAGCCAGGGCUGCUUCUAAAAUUGCCCGUUUUAUUUAGUAUUGGAGAAAAUGUUGUUUUGGUUGAUUAUAUGCUGUGUUCUCUGUCACAGCCAUCUGUGAGUAUUGAUUUGGGAUGAAAGGGAGUCAUCUGACUGACAAAGGCAUGCAUAUGAGAUUCACAUUUUUUUUUAAUCUCUGGUUUUGUCUGCAGUAGUGAGUAAAGUAAUUUAUACAAGCCCAUGCACAUGCAAACUUACAUCAAGACAUAGAGAGAUACAGAGGUUUUGUCUGCAGAAGAGAGUUAAGCCAUUUAUAUAAGCACAUGCACAUCCAAACUCACAUCCAGAUAGAGAGAUACAGAGAGCACAGGAAGUAGGACAGUGGAAAAAAUAUGUAAGGAAAGGAAGGGUGAGUAACAAAGAGCACAAGAGGGCAGUAGAGAGAGAAAGAGUGAGAGGGGGUGAAAGAAAGGGCUUAACGGGAGAGGGAGAUUAUUCUCUGCUCCGCCUUCCCUAGAAAACAACCGGCAGCGGUUAGACUGCUCAGUGCUGACUGAGAGAAGCAGGGACAGGGAAGUGCUCAGUGCCGGAAAAGAGAAAAAUGGAGCUUUGAGAACUACCCGAGAGAUCCCUUCCCCUCCAGAGUUCUCUUCUGUCCUCUCGUUCUCUCCAGUGCCCGGCUGCUGUGCUGAAUUCACAGGAUGGCUGGUCCCAUCUGAUGCCCAGGCUGAAGGAGUCGCGUUCUCACGAGUCUUUGCUCAGUCCCAGCAGUGCAGUAGAAGCUCUGGAUCUCAGCAUGGAGGAGGAGGUCCUUAUUAAACCAGUGCACAGCUCCAUCCUCGGGCAAGAUUAUUGCUUUGAGGUGAGCACCUCCACAGGUAGUAAGUGCUUUUCCUGUCGUUCGGCCGCAGAGAGAGACAAAUGGAUGGAGAACCUGCGACGGGCCAUUCAUCCUAAUAAGGACAACAGUCGGCGGGUGGAGAAUACGCUCCAGCUGUGGAUCAUCGAAGCUAAGGACCUUCCGGCCAAGAAAAAGUACUUCUGUGAGCUCUGCUUAGAUGACGGCCUCUAUGCCCGCACCACCUGCAAGCUGAAGACAGAUAAUGUCUUCUGGGGUGAACACUUUGAGUUCAAUAACCUCCCUAUGGUCCAGAACAUCACCGUCCAUCUCUAUAGGGACUCGGACAAGAAGAAGAAAAAGGACAAGAACAAUUAUGUGGGGCUGGUGAGCAUUCCUGCAGUGAAUGUCACGAGCAGGCAGCUGGUCGAGAAAUGGUACCCAGUUAGCCAACCCAAUCCAGGGAAAGGGAAAACAGCUGGACCCAUGGUCCGCAUCAAGGCCCGGUACCAGAGCAUGAACAUCCUGCCCAUGGAGCUCUACAAAGAGUUUGCCGAGUACAUCACCAACAACUACAUGCUGCUCUGCUCCAUGCUGGAGCCGGUCAUCAGUGUCAAGAACAAAGAGGAGAUGGCCUGCGCUCUGGUGCACAUCUUACAGAGCACCGGCAAAGCAAAGGACUUCCUGACAGAUCUGAUGAUGUCGGAGGUGGAUCGAUGCGGGGAGAAUGAGCACCUGAUCUUCAGAGAGAACACGCUGGGCACUAAAGCUAUCGAGGAGUACCUCAAACUGGUCGGACAGAAGUAUCUCCAAGAUGCACUGGGUGAGUUUAUAAAGGCUCUGUAUGAGUCUGAUGAGAACUGUGAGGUGGAUCCAUCCAAAUGUUCAUCUAGCGAUCUAGCUGAACAUCAGAGCAACCUCAGGAUGUGCUGUGAGCUGGCUUUCUGCAAGAUCAUUGAGUCUUACCGUGUGUUUCCACGGGAACUUAAGGAGGUGUUUGCGUCAUGGCGACAGGAAUGUGGUAAUCGGGGGCGACCAGAUAUCAGCGAGCGUCUUAUCAGCGCCUCGUUGUUUUUGCGUUUUCUGUGUCCGGCCAUCAUGUCGCCUUCUCUCUUCAACUUGACGCAGGAGUACCCAGACGACCGCACUGCACGCACGCUCACUCUUAUCGCCAAGGUUACACAGAACCUCGCAAACUUCACCAAGUUUGGUAAUAAGGAGGAGUACAUGUCCUUCAUGAAUCAGUUCUUGGAGCAGGAGUGGACCAACAUGCAGCGCUUCCUACUGGAGAUCUCUAACCCAGAGACCAUCUCAAAUACUGCAGGCUUCGAGGGCUAUAUUGACCUGGGCCGUGAGCUCUCCACCUUGCACUCCCUUCUAGCUGAGGUGGUGUCCCAAAUGGACCAGAGUGCUACCUCCAAGCUUGGCCCAUUACCUAGAAUACUGAGGGACGUACAUGGAGCUUUAACAAACCCAUCAAACGUACAGAUGAGCAUGCCUCCUGAUCGUGUGCCGUCCCCUCCAGCCCCUGGAUGCAGCAUCUCCAGUGGAUUACAAAAGAUGGCCAUCGACAGUGACCUACCAGGCCCAAUGGACUUCACUCGCCUUCCUUCCCCCACCCCUGAAAACAAAGACCUCUUCUUCGUUACACGCUCUUCUGGCCUCCAGGGCUCCCCUGCCCGCAGCUCUAGCUACUCCGAGGCCAAUGAACCAGAGCUGGGUCUGGCCAAUGGAGGCAAGAGCCUGUCCAUGGUAGACCUGCAGGAAGCGGCCAGGGCAUUAGAACCUAUCGCCAUCCCGGUAGGGAUCCCUUCAGAAGGUUUAGGUGAGGGUGCCAUGGUUCCCUGGAAUGCACGGACUCCCCAAGGCAAUGCUGCCGGAGGCCCUACUCUUCACCGGCCAGGACAGACUCCCACUACCCCAGGAGCAGAAGGUGCCCCAGGCAGGCCUACACAGCUUUUGGCCCCACUAUCAUUUCAGAAUCCAGUGUACCAGAUGGCAGCAGGGUUGCCCGUGUCAGCUAGAGGGAAUGCGAGUGGGGAUUCUGGGUCGGAGUGUCACAGCUCCGUCAGUUCCCAUAGCAACAACGAGGAGGGUCUUGGAGGAGGCAAACACACGUUCCUUACCCAGGGUGCUUCAGGGGGGGAGGAGUUUGGAAGGCGUUUGGGAGAUUUCUCGAGACGCCAGCUAUCGCUAACUGAUGCGCAGCAUGGAAACCAGCCUACGGUUCCAAGACAGAGCAGCGGUGGUCCUCAGCGGCGGAUUGACCAGCCACCACCACCCACACAGACUGCACCCAGAGGACGAACUCCACCCAGCCUAUUGAACUCCACCCCCUACCCACGGCCUCCUAAUAACACUGUGAUGUCAUCAUCACCCGACUGGCCUGGAAAUGGUGCACGGCUUAGACAGCAGAGCUCCUCCUCUAAGGGGGACAGUCCAGAAACGAAGCAUCGCGCACCACAUAAACAGGCCCCAUCCCCUGUGAACCCCAGCGCACUGGACCGUACCGCUGCCUGGUUGAUGAAUGUGCCAUAUAUAGAGCAAGAGUCUGAGACGGAGCUUUGCAGAGAUGAGCACACACAAGCUGAAAAGUAUCAGGCGGAGAUCAGUAUGCUGCAGGAGCGACUGCGUGUGUCGGUCCACAGGCUGGAGGAAUACGAGGCCCGGAUCAAGGGACAGGAGGAACAGGCACAGAAGAUGCUGCUAGAGUAUCAGGCCCGACUGGACGAGUCCGAGGAGAGAUUGAGACGGCAACAGGAAGACAAAGAUCUGCAGAUGAAGGGCAUCAUAAGCAGGUUGAUGUCUGUGGAGGAAGAGCUGAAGAAGGAUCAUGCUGAUAUGCAGGCAGCGAUUGACUCCAAACAGAAGAUCAUUGAUGCGCAGGAGAAACGGAUAGCAUCUCUGGACGCGGCUAACGCGAGGCUAAUGAGCGCCCUGUCACAGCUGAAGGAGCGCUACAGCAUGCAGACGCGGAACGGCAUCUCUCCCACCAACCCCACCAAGCUGCAGAUCACCGAGAACGGGGAGUUUCGCAACAGCUCCAACUGCUGAACGAAGAGCCCCGGAUCCACAGAGAGACGGAAUCACGACAGAGGGCACGAGCAAGUGUGCAGAGAUUCUAUAAGUGGACACUGAGAGAAAUACGGCAGGUGAGGAGACCGAACAUUGACCUUUGAGGGUCCGCAAAGCGAAUGUUUGGAAACGCGGCGCAAGAUCCACUUUAAACAUCCACUGGUGAGACUACUGUUCAAGUGCUUCAUGUUAGGACACACCACUAGACAUUCAUUCGUGUUUCACAACAACUAACUGUAAAAAAAAAAAAAAAAAGAAAAGAAAAAAACAGUACAGCUAACAUGGUAACAUUAUACAGAUACUAGGACCUUCUAGCCUGCUAAAAAGUCAUUUGACUUGCUUAAAAAUCUGUGUUCUCCAUACAGCCUUUGAAAAAAAAGAAAAAUAACUAGAUUUUGUCACAUUAAUUUAUAAUGGUCUCUACUUGAUAUGGAAUGACUGAACCUACAGAACGAGCAACUCUUUGUGGAGAAAUAAGAGCUCUCCUCCAUAUCUCUCUUCCUGUUUCUGUUUCUCCCUACAUAGUGCACUUUGUCUCUCCAUCAUGAGAAGCCUUAAAAUGUUGCAUCUAAAAUACCCCACAGUCCUUAUUUUGAUUUGAUUUUUACAGUUCAGAUGAAUAUCUAUGAUAGAUUAUAAUGUGCAUAGAUUUUUUUAAUUUUUUAUUUUCAGAGAUGCCAAGAUUUUGAAUUAGCACAGACUGCUCGGGCAGAGCAGAGAGAAUGUUUUAGACACUAAACCAGACUGAAAUGAUUUUUUAUUUUGCCGUUUUGAAAACUGCCUUGUGUAGCUCAUUUUUUCUUCCUACAUUGUUUAAGAGAGUUGCUUUUUUGUGCAUGUUUUCUUCAUGGGUUUUUCUUCUCCAUUCUAAUUUUUAAGUCAUUUUUGUACAGGUGUUGUGUUUAUUUUUGUAUGUGUUGCCUCAUCGGUCCAGAUUGCUGCAUACUUUACAUUUCAGCGUUUAGAGUUUGUAUAUUUUUGUAUUUAAUAAUGUAUGUGCGUGGAGCUGCUGUUUUCCUUUAAUUCAUUGGUCUUUGAGGAAGUGAGACGCUUGCACAUCUUUAUUUUGAUGCAAACAGAUACAUUAUAAGACAUGGGACGUGUAAGAUAAGAGAUGUUAUUUUUAAAGGGAAUCCUCUCUGUAUAUGGACUCUGUGAUGGAUUAUUAUGAGAAUAAGUUAAUAUUAUAGAUAAAGCAAGGUUCACAGGAACUGCAAAGUGAAUGACGGCUGAUAUGUUGGAUCAGACUGAGACGCAGCAAUCUAAUAAGCACACAUCACAUCUCUUGCCCCAGCUUCUCAAACGCUUUUAAAACUAUGCACUUUUCCCCUUUGUCAUGUCCACUUGGGUUUACUUCACUCUACAAACAUGUAGCAAACUCAAGGUGCUCAUUAUUAUUAUUGUUAAGCCAGGGAUGCUUUAUUUUGUAGCAUUAUCAUUUGCGCCACUGUAGCCAUACGUACACUAUAAACAAAGGUGCACAUGCAGAUUAAAAAUCAUGAGAUUAGCAGUAUACGGCAACCAAUCACAUGCUCUACUAAAGUAGUUUUGCAUGUACUGAAUGCUUUAGCACUGUCUGCAUAAGGCAGAUUAAUAUCUAGACUUAUUUCAAAUUUGAUUUGAUUAACUUUUAAACUCGGCUUGGGGCUCAUAAGGUUGCAAAUAUUUAUUUUUCACAAGAUUUCUCUUACAGACGUGGAUGUCAGCUUCUCUGUUUGUUCAUGUUCUGUUUUUAAUGAGGUUUUGCAGAGUCAUUACGUCUAUUUUCAUCCACAUGAGAAGCUACUAGUGAGUAAAAAGAAAAAAAAACCUGAAAAGAUAUAGUAGUUUAGAACCGUGUUGAAUGAAAAAGACUUUUGCUGUCGUCUCGGUUAUUUUCAUCAGAUGUGUUUUUAUCUGGCUUCAUUUCAGUUCUCAAAGUUUAGGAAACUUUUGCAGACUAUUAGGCAUUUAUUUUCUCAAAGCAGUCGAUGUGAAAUAGUAGCUAUGGGAAAUAAAUAAUAUAAAGAUAUACAAAUAUAUAAAUGAAUGCCUAAAAUAUGUUGUAAGUUUUAUAACCCUUGUAGAAAAUAAUUUUGUAAGUAUGUUUAAAGUAAAGUAUUGGCUGGACUCUUGCCUUGUUUUAGGACAAUGACAAGAACAAUAAUGUACAGAGAAAACUUGUCCAUGUUAAGAACCGUACAAUUGUGGCUGUGCAAUUUAUGUACAUUUGCAACUAGAAUAAUUAAAGUUUUAUUUAGUUAUUUUAAA